This is a messenger RNA of Drosophila innubila, 437 nucleotides long. RefSeq lists its product as uncharacterized. The transcript has 2 exons. Lineage: Eukaryota; Metazoa; Arthropoda; Insecta; Diptera; Drosophilidae. Bases 8 to 316 code for a protein of 102 amino acids. The record is from RefSeq and is a predicted model, not a curated record.
UAACAUAAUGACGCGACCAAAGCAGCAGCUCCAGCUCCAGUUCCAGCUUCGGUUCCAUAUCAAGCUUCAAUUGUUGCUGCUCGUGCUCUGCGCAUUGUUGCAGCUGUUGCCAACGAUUGUGGCACUGCCACAGGAUAUUCUUGUGGAUGCCACACAGCUGGAACAGGCGCCAUCAUCGCCAGCUCUGAGUGGGCCAUCGGAUCUCAGUGCUGGCCUCAAUCUCGUGCCCGUGAGCAAUUUGAUUGCCGCUGCGGCAAAUGCUGAGCCUCCCGCGCCUAUUCAAUUUGUGCGAAUUGCCAUGAAUAGUGGAUUGUGAAAAGCGGCCAACAGGUGGCGUCAACUGUCUACAUCACUAAUUAAACCUGUAUUUAAUUUUAUGUUAUUUUGUUGUUUUUUUUUUAUUUUAUUUUUUAUAUAAAUGUAUAUCCUAUAAAUAA